AUGCUUUAGUUAAGUGAAAAUGUUACAGAAUCAGAUGCUCAAAUUUUAAAACUUGAUAUUCAAAACUAAUAAAGUGAAAAUAAAAUAUUAAAAACCGAAAGAUGGACUUAAUAUGACCUAGACUAUUUUCAGAACCACUUUCUCUAAAUUGCAAACUUAUCAUUCUCAUACUUCAAAUUGCACUUCCCUGCUAAUUCUGCCAUCCACAUUAAAGACCACAUCAAAUUUAUUUAGAUUUUAAAGUAAAUUAACUAUGGAGGUGUCACCAUCGAAGAUGCUUUCAAAUAACAACGAUCUCGUCUACAACUAGAAGUAUCAAAAAUAACGAAAUCAAUUAAAACUGUAGAUGAACCAAUAAUGCCUAAAAUUAUGAAUUACAAGAUAGAUAUCGAAUAGAUCUAAACUAUUCAAGAUAAAUAUUUCUAUCCCAGAAAUUGUGAUUUCUUAAAUCCCUACUUAAUUCUUAAUUUGAAAAUGACUCUUCCAAAAUCAACUGCCAGACCUCUCAACAAAGAACUUUAUCAAAGUAUAACGAGUUUAGAAGAUGUACCGUCAUUUUAAUUUAUGAAUUCCACUCUCAUUUAACCUAUUCUCAAUUAUGAUAUGCUCAAAAAUUCAUUUGAAUACCGAAUGAAUAAGCUAAUGCAAAGAAAUCAGCAAAUUUCAUACACUAUUAAAAGAUAUUAGCAAUCUAUUAAGAAUUAUGAUAUUAUCGAUGACGAUAUCUAAGAUGGUUAACUUAAAGAAAUAAAAAAAGAGUUUUGUUCCUCCAUUAAAUAAGUCUAUGAAAAAAGGAGCAAAGACAUUAUCAAUGAAUAAAAUAAAAAAAUCGCUCUAGAUGACCCAAUUUCAAAACGAUCUACCCCACAUCAAACAGAGAUCUUCAAAGAAAACGACUCUCUUCUUUAUAAACCUAUAUAAGAAGAUGAAUAAUAAUAAUAAGAUAUUGUAACAUGUACAAAUUACAAUGAGAGAUCUUAGGAGUAAUUACCUGAUUUAGAUGCUGAAUCGCCAAAGCUACAUUCAUUAAGAUUAACACCAUAUGACUUUAUGGAAAAGACUUAUCAAUAGACAUUGUCCUAAAAAAUGGUACCCCUAGAUCAUUAACAUUAAUUUACUCAAAGUCCUUUAAGGGCAGCACCAAAAUACAAAUGUUCUUAUAAAUCUUUAGAUCUUCAAUAAUCUCUAAUUUUGAGUCCAAGUACUUUAAGAUGUCCUAAAAGAAUAUUUGCAUAUUAAAAAAUUCAAGCAUAGAAUUAAUAAAACUCACAAAAUGAUCCAGUUGCAAAAGUUAUUCAGGACCCGCCGAUUUAAACUUCAGAAAAUUUAGAAUAAUCUAUCGAAACUUAAACACUAGAUACUUAAAAAACAAUUUUAACGAAUAGGAAUACACAAAAGACAUCUUUAGAUAAAAUGCCAUUAAAACCAAUUGCAAUAUAGUAAAUUAGAUUGAAAAAAUUGAAAGAUAAAUUUAUUGAUAAAAAAGAAACUACUUUUCCUUAUGUAAGGGAAUCUCUACCAAGAGUUUAAGAAGUACUUUUGUUUUAAAAAAAAAAUAAUAUGAAGAACCAAUUGUAACACUAAUUAAUAUUAUUGACUCGAUCUGAAUAAAUAUUGACCUCCUUAAUGUCGAAUGGACAAAUUCGAGGAACAGAACUUUAUCAAUAAUUAUUAUAACCUAUAAAAUUAUCUACCAGUCAAAAGUUUUUAAGUCCCAAAAGUAAUACUUUGAUAUCAAGAACCAAAUUCAAAAAAAUAUAACAAGAAACUAAAAUGUUUAAUUUGAAAUGA
Molecule: messenger RNA, 1791 nt
Organism: Paramecium tetraurelia
Lineage: Eukaryota; Ciliophora; Oligohymenophorea; Peniculida; Parameciidae
Exons: 2
Source: RefSeq, a predicted model, not a curated record